This is a messenger RNA of Loa loa (African eye worm), 1438 nucleotides long. RefSeq lists its product as hypothetical. Bases 56 to 1438 code for a protein of 460 amino acids. Lineage: Eukaryota; Metazoa; Nematoda; Chromadorea; Rhabditida; Onchocercidae. The record is from RefSeq and is a predicted model, not a curated record. The transcript is spliced from 12 exons.
UUCGAAAUCAAAAUCUCCAGUACCGGGUACUUGGAGCGGUCCUGAUUAUCAUGAAAUGAAUAUUAGCCAUAACAAACGGUUGCAGCGACACGAAACAUGCAACAAUGAGAGAGUCCUUGGGGUUAUUACUAAAAAGUGCAUAUCUUGCAUAGUACCAGCAGUGACCAUUUGUGCAGCUAAAUCAAAAUCUCGCCGGCAAGUCGAGAUUACACUAAGUUGUGCGUUUCAACCAGUGACCGCAAACAACGAAAAAGUUUCUUUCGGCCAGAAAUAUUCCAGGCUUAUCAAAAUGGACAAGAAAUUGUUAGCGAUAAUCGAUGUUGCGAUUAAAUUUGAUGCAACGUUUACAUCUCGAAAACGAUCAAUGGAAGGCACACUUGAUAUCAUUAAAAUGAAAAGGAGACAUAGCCCAUGUUCAGUGGCAAUAAAGGAGCCUUGUUUGCGAGUGAUUACUAUUCGGAAAUCAAUACUUGCAAGAUCAGAUGAACGAAAUUUAUGCCGAGCUCAGGUGACAGUUCUCACUUCAUCUGCAGCCGACGUAAACUUCUAUCGGUGCCUGAAACGUAUGCAAGUUACACAUCCUAAACGUUAUCCUACGUCUGCAGAAAGCGCUUCUGAACAAGCCUAUAUUGUUGAAGAAAACAAUAUGGAGCAGAAGAUCACGAGCGAAGUCAACUGCGCAUCCGAACAGUUGUUUUCCCAGAAAGUCAACGCAGACGAGGCGUUGUCGAAGAACGAUAAGCUAAUAUUAUCGGGUCAUUCCUUGUUUGAAAAAUAUGUGAAAUAUAAACGCGAUAAACUGAAACGUAUGCACAGUGAACCAAUAGAGCUUGGUAGUAGGGAAUCGUCAUAUCCUUUAGCAGCUUCCGAACUAAUGCGAGCCUGUGCUGUUCGGAUACUGGAACCAAUCCGUCAAGUAUCAUACAUCACAGCGCCAAGUCGGUCACGUUUGGGCAGUGUCGAAGUGGAGACUAUUUUAACCCCAGCACGGACGUACAGGGAACAGUUGCUAUCCAUAAAUUAUCGUGGACUGAAAAAUUCACCAGUUAGCAGAUCAGAGCGUUCGAUGUCGUUGACGAGGACAUCUUUUGAAUUUGAUACUCCAUUGUCACCAUUCGAACAAAGCCUGCAGAAUCAGGCGUUCCAGCUUCGCAAAAUAUCGGCCUUGUCUAAUGGCGAUAUUCCAACUGUACAGGGUGAAGAGGAAAUAACAGAAGUUCUGUUCCUGUUGUGUUGUGUACUGGACAAGUUGAAUAUUUACAACAAUUGGGCAAGCUCUGAUCCAUCAGCAUCACCGCUUCUGCAACAUUUCGCAAUAUUUCCUGCUGUGUGCAACGGUCCAAAGGCCUAUUCCUCAAGCUGCUCAACACUUGAUUGCAGAACGGAUGAGGGUGAUUUCAUAAAACAUACUGACGCUGAACUAGAUGAGCUGGAUUAA